UACAGGACCUCCUCACCUCAGCCACUCUCCCGGCUCUGCAAACCCUGCUCUUUCCCCCACCUUUAAAAACCCUUUCUCACUGAGCAUGCUGCUCCACCCCACCCUGUCCUGCUGUAGUUGCAGUACUGCAGCAUCUCUCUGUGGUGUUGUUGUUGCUCCCAUCAGCAUCUCAUCCUUCCACUUGAUGAGCCAUCAUGGACUGUGUGUCUGUCUGCGGUGGGAGUGUGGUAGUGCUGUCAGAUGAUCAACACUAAUGCAGGUCCAGCCUCCACUGGGAUUAUCUGGAAUGGAUUUUAGCUCUGGAGGUGGUAACACUGGACCAAGCUGCUCUUGCUGAUUACUACUCAAGAUGUCUACUCACCAGGAGUGUUUUUACUCUCCAUAUCACACUGCCUAAUCAUUUAUUUGUUAAUCUGAUCAUUAACACACUGGUGUUCUUUUAACUUUGGGCACCUUUUUCUUCUGUGAUUUCCCCCUUCUUUUUAACAAUGAUCUUAAAGUUUUGUCACACCUUUAGUCCUUUUAAAGAGAAGUGGAAUCAUGGAUUUUUUUAUAAUUCACAUGCUGCUACAAAUGAAAGAGCAAUAUUUUUGCCCCUUUUAAUUUGCGAACUCCAGUCAAAAAUGUGCAGUGGAAUUGAAAGAAGAUGGAAUGGAGUUGAGCAUCAGCAUUAUGUAGUUACAGGAUGUCCUGAUUUAUCACCUGAUUAUCAGUGAGUUAUUGGAGUAUGUUCAAGACUGGACAUUUCUGACUUGUGAAAUGUAAAGAAAUCAUUAUCAGAGUUCAGACCACAUAGAAUCUGUACUGGGAAAAGCUAUGAGUGAAGGAGUACGUGGAAGCUCUGGACCCAAGCCCUGUGAAGCCUGUCGACAGGAGGAGAUAUACGAGGAGCCCCAGUCCAUUCUCAAUAGCAAUGAGGCUUUUCCAGACAAUGCAGCCGGUAGAGAAAUCGCCAGCCUGCCUGCCAAAUGUUUCAAUGGGGGCUGCUCUUGGACAGGUUGCAUCAAAGAAUAUGAGGCACAACACGAGGGCAAGUGCGAGUAUGAGCACGUACCAUGUGAAGCCUGCCAGGUCCUCAUCCUGCGCAGUGAAAAAGAGAUGCAUAACGAGAGAGAAUGUGAAGAAAGAACAUUGAACUGCAAGUACUGCAAAGUCUCCUUCAACUUCAAGCAGAUCAAGGCUCAUGAUGAAAUCUGCCAGAAGUUUCCCAUGCAAUGCAAGGACUGUGGAAAGAAAAAGAUCCCACGGGAAAAGUUUCUAGAUCACAGCAGAUCCUGUGCCAAGUCUAAGACUGCAUGUCCAUUCAGUGAGGUCGGCUGCAAGGCUGUGAUUGAUAAUGGAAAGCACAGUGACCACGAGCAGACGAGCGUCAUGGAGCACAUGCGUCUGAUCCUGGCGACGUCUAUGGUGCGGCUGCAGCGUCCGGAAGCCCCGGGGCCGGGGGAGUGGCAGGAGGACUCUGGUCUUGGCCUGUACCGCGCUCCUGAGGAGGGAGCCACAGCUUCUGCAGCCACAGUUGGUGGCGGAACUGCUGCCUCUGGACAGACCAGUGGCCUUGACCAUAAGGUGACAGUGCUGGAGAAUAUAGUGUGUGUACUGAACAGAGAAGUAGAGAGGAGCUCUCUCACUUUAGAGGCCUUCUCACGACAACAUCGACUAGACCAGGACAAGAUUGAGAACCUCAGCAACAAGGUGCGUCAACUAGAGCGUACUCUCACCAUGCGGGAUCUACAGCUAGCCGAGACGGACCAGACUCUGAGGGAGCUCCAGUUCUGCACCUUUGACGGUGUGUUUGUUUGGAAGAUCGCUGACUUCUCACGCCGCCGGCAGGACGCUGUGGCCGGGCGAACACCUGCCAUGUUCUCACCAGCGUUCUAUUCCAGUAAAUAUGGCUAUAAGAUGUGUCUAAGACUGUAUCUGAAUGGGGACGGAACAGGUCGAGGGACACACCUUUCUCUUUUCUUUGUGGUGAUGAGGGGCAAGUGUGACGCUCUGCUCAAAUGGCCCUUCAGUCAGAAAGUGACUCUGAUGCUGCUGGAUCAGAAUAACAGGGAGCAUAUUAUUGACGCCUUCCGACCUGAUGUCAGCUCCACCUCUUUCCAGCGGCCAAUCAGUGAGAUGAACAUAGCCAGUGGCUGCCCACUCUUCUGCCCAUUAUCUAAACUGACAGGCAAGAGCUCCUACCUUAGGGAUGAUACCAUUUUCAUCAAGGCCAUUGUAGACCUCACAGGCUUGUAGAGGCUGUGGAAGCCCCCUACACAAAGGCACAAAAUGCAGACUAAUAUAUAUAACUUCUGAAAUGACAUGAUAUAAGUAAUAUUAUUAUAAAAUGCAUAUAUUUAUUAUUAUAAGUAUAUCAUAGACACUGUUUAUUUUGCUGGCUGAAGGCACUGGAAUGAAAAAUGAAUUCUGCUAGCAGAUCUUUUCAAUUGGUUUAAACAGAGAAAAAUAGGGUGAGUGAUAUGGCCAACCCAAGUGUUGGCUCUGACUACUAGAAGUGCAGUAUUAUGCAGAGGAUGCCGUGACUUUUUUUGAAUGCAAGGCAAUAGGAGCUUGUCAAAAUUGGUCAGAAAAUAGGCUUAUUGCACAUAUAUCACGUUAUGUAUUUCUAUCAUAUUUUCCAAUAUUUCUUAAUUUAGAGACACUGAUGUGAUCGUGCCUAAAUGACACUGUCAAGUUGUGAAAAACAAAUUUUACUUGAGGUAGCACCUGUUGUACACAUGGACAAGGAUGUGUUAGAGAUCCUGCCCAUUCAUCAUGUGAGCAGGCACAACUUUUUAAAUGGCAAAACCAAUCGGUCGGUAAUUUAUAUUAAAGAAAUGUUCCACAAACUCCGCCUAGUGCUUUCUCAAAAAAGCUACAAGCCGGUCCCAAGCCCGGAUAAAGGAGGAUGGGUUAGGUUAUGCAUAAGACUAGCAGGCGCAAUCUGUAAAAAUAAAAUAAAUGUGGGGGGGGGGCAACAGUACAAUUGUACUAGUUGAUCAUAGAUGGCAAAUGCUCCUUGAGGAGCAAUGGGCCUAACUAAGUAGCUAAGAGCAUUCCAAAAACAUAAGUACGCUUUCCCAUUUAAACAGUUGUGCACUCGCAUCCAGUAGCGGUGUGUGGGUAAAAUCACUGGGGAAGCCAAGCCAGGGGGGGAAAAGCCAUAUUACAACCUGUGUGUCG
Molecule: messenger RNA, 3165 nt
Organism: Salvelinus sp. IW2-2015
Lineage: Eukaryota; Metazoa; Chordata; Actinopteri; Salmoniformes; Salmonidae
Gene: traf2b
Product: Tnf receptor-associated factor 2b
Biological process (GO): protein autoubiquitination; regulation of JNK cascade; activation of NF-kappaB-inducing kinase activity
Cellular component (GO): cytoplasmic side of plasma membrane
Molecular function (GO): ubiquitin-protein transferase activity; zinc ion binding; tumor necrosis factor receptor binding
Source: RefSeq, a predicted model, not a curated record